Messenger RNA from Cicer arietinum (chickpea), 2292 nucleotides. Its product is annotated as endoglucanase 5. Lineage: Eukaryota; Viridiplantae; Streptophyta; Magnoliopsida; Fabales; Fabaceae. Gene Ontology annotation, molecular function: carbohydrate binding; hydrolase activity, hydrolyzing O-glycosyl compounds. Gene Ontology annotation, biological process: carbohydrate metabolic process. The record is from RefSeq and is a predicted model, not a curated record.
GUAUGAUACAUAAGUGAAAUCAUAGUUUAUAAAGUCACAUUUUCUGAAUUUAAUUCACUGAGGCAUAUAAGCUAGCUUCAAAAUUAAUUAACCAUCAUGAAGAACAUGAACAUCUCUUUCUGCAUGCUUCUCAUGGCAUUACUAGUUCGCUUAGGUGGAAGCAUACCCUACAACUAUGGUGAUGCCCUUGACAAAAGCUUGAUGUUCUUUGAAGCACAAAGGUCUGGUAAAUUACCAUUUCAACAACAGCGAAUCAAAUGGCGCGGUGAUUCCGGUCUCAAGGAUGGAAUUCAGCAAGGAGUAGACUUGGUGGGAGGGUACUAUGAUGCAGGUGAUAAUGUGAAGUUUGGGCUGCCAAUGGCUUACAGUGUCACAAUGCUUGCAUGGGGAGCUAUUGAGUUUAGUAAGGAAAUUACAGACUUAAACCAAAUGGGACACACACUUUGGGCUAUUAAAUGGGGAACUGAUUACUUCAUCAAAGCACAUACUCAGCCUAAUGUUCUUUGGGGACAGGUGGGGGAUGGAGCUUCUGAUCACUACUGCUGGGAACGUGCUGAAGACAUGACUACUUCAAGAACUGCUUACAAAAUUGAUGAACAACAUCCUGGCUCUGAUCUUGCAGGUGAAACUGCAGCUGCAUUGGCUGCUGCAUCCAUAGCUUUCAGGCCAUACAACUCUUCUUACUCUAACCUCCUGCUAGUUCACGCCAAACAACUCUUCACAUUCGGUGAUAGGUACAGAGGUCUAUAUGAUGAAUCCAUAACUAGUGCUCGGCAAUUCUACGAUUCUUCUGGUUAUUCAGAUGAAUUGUUAUGGGCUGCUGCAUGGUUGCAUCGAGCAACCGGUGAUGAAUACUACCUAAAGUAUACAGUGGACAAUGCGGUGUAUAUGGGGGGAACUGGCUGGGCAGUGAAAGAGUUCUCUUGGGACAACAAAUAUGCUGGUGUGCAGACCCUCCUAUCAAAGGUAUUACUAGAAGGGAAAGCUGGUCCAUACACCUCUACACUAAAGCAAUAUCAGGCCAAAGCAGAUUAUUUUUCAUGUGCCUGUUUGCAAAAGAAUGAUGGUUACAAUGUCCAGAAAACUCCAGGUGGCUUAUUAUACGUGCGUGAAUGGAACAACAUGCAGUAUGUUUCCUCAGCUACAUUUCUUUCAGCUGUUUACUCUAAUUAUCUGUCAGCUGCAAAAUCACAGCUCAACUGUCCUGACGGUCAAAUUCAGCCUCAGGACCUCCUCAAUUUUGCCAAGUCCCAGGCUGAUUAUAUCCUUGGUAAAAACCCGAAGGAUACGAGCUACUUGGUUGGAUAUGGACCGAAGUAUCCUAUUCAUGUUCAUCACAGAGGUGCUUCAAUUGCUUCAAUCUCUGUUGUCCGCUCUCAGGUUGGUUGCACACAAGGAUUUGACGCAUGGUAUAACCGUCCGGAGCCAAAUCCAAAUGUCAUCUAUGGAGGCCUUGUGGGGGGUCCAGAUAAAAAUGAUGGCUUCUCUGAUGACAGAUCCAAUUAUGAAGAAACUGAGCCUACACUUUCAGGAUCUGCUCCCCUUGUAGGCAUCUUUGCUAAACUGCAAAGUUCAUAUGGUAAUAUAGGUUCCUACCAUCAGGAAUCACCACUGCCCCAUCAAAAUACACCAAGUACAAGUACAACAGGCCUUUGGAAAGAGCCAGCACCUAAAACUAAAACACCAGAAGGUGCCCCAGUUGAAUUCCUUCACUCAAUCUCCAGCUCAUGGACUGUUGGUGAUACAACAUAUUACCGACACAAAGUGAUAAUCAAGAACACUUCUAUAAAGCCAAUAUCAGAUCUUAAGUUGGUGAUUGAAAAUCUCUCAGGCUCUGUAUGGGGAUUGUCUCCAACUGGAGAGAAGAACAUCUAUGAACUUCCUCAGUGGCUCAAGGUCUUGAAUCCUGGUUCUGAAUGUAUCUUUGUUUAUGUUCAAGGUGGACCUCAAGCAAAAAUCUUGAUUCAAAGCUUCCACUAAUCAUUUUGGUAGACAUCAUAAAAAGCCUUUUUUUGCACACUAUGACAGUUAAACUUCUGUCAUUUCAUGGUUGUAAAUUUGUAAUACCAACUUGUCAAUCAAAGUCUAUUCCUUAGGUUCUUUGCCUUAUGUUGUUAGAAGGAAAUCAAUUUUUUAUGACAAUGAAUGUUGGAUAGUUGGGUCAGCCAUCAGGUAUGGGAGACGAAAAGUAAUUUCAUGCAGAUUGGUUGCAAAAUAGGAAAAUGUUUUUGUAGAAAUUUCUGAGUCUUUUUAGUACUCAAACCUUUCUCAAUCAAACAUGGGAGUUGGUUA